AUGGGUUAUUUAAUGCCAACAAAUAUUUUAUUACUGGCAAUAUUUUUUAUCUAUCUAUCUAUCUAUCUAUCUAUCUAUCUAUCUCAGUAUCAAACACACGAUGUUCUUUCUUUCUUUCUUUCUCACACUUUUUUAAAUCUAUCUAUCUAUCUAUCUAUUUCAAUGUGUUCAUUAUCUAUCUAUCUAUUUCAAUGUAUUCAUUAUCUAUCUAUCUAUCUAUCUAUUUCAAUGUAUUCAUUAUCUAUCUAUCUAUCUAUCUAUCUAUCUGCCAUCGUUUGUUCAUAUCUGUCUGUCCUUGACUGUUCAUAUCUAUUUUUCUAUCCGUCCUCGAUUGUUUCAAUCUCUCAAUCCAUGCCUGUUCAUAUCUAUCUAUCUAUCUAUCUAUCUAUCUUAAUCUGUUCAAUUUCUAUCUAUCUAUCUAUCUAUCUAUCUAUCCUCGUUUAUUCAUAUCUGUUUAUCCAUGUCUGUUCAUAUCUAUUUAUUCAUCUGCCCUCGUUUUUUCAAAUCUGUCUGUCCAUGACUGUUCAUAUCUAUUUUUCUAUCUGUCCUCGUUUGUUUAAAUCUCUCUAUCCAUGCUUGUUCAUAUCUAUCUAUCUAUCUAUCUAUCUAUCUAUCUAUCCUCGUUUGUCCAAAUCUGUCUAUCUGUUUAUCUAUCUGUCCUGGACGUGGAUGUAG
This is a messenger RNA of Acanthosepion pharaonis, 675 nucleotides long. Lineage: Eukaryota; Metazoa; Mollusca; Cephalopoda; Sepiida; Sepiidae. The record is from the annotation of a GenBank genome assembly.